AUGUCUAUCCAAGCCCCUCACAACACCCUCCUGAUCCCAGGACCCAUCGAGUUCGACGAUGCCGUUCUCCAGUCCAUGUCCCACUACGCUGAGAGCCAUGUCGCUCCCGGCUUCGUCAAGGUCUUCGGCGAGACCCUGACUCUCACCCGCAAGCUCUUCCAGUCCACCGACCCUACCGCGCAGCCCUUCAUCAUCUCCGGCAGCGGAACCCUCGGAUGGGAUCUCGUCUCCUCCAACUUGAUCGAGCGUGGCGAGAACGCCCUCGUCCUCAACACCGGCUACUUCGGCGAUUCCUUCGGCCAGUGCCUCGAGACCUACGGAGCCAACGUCACACACCUCACCACCCCCGUCGGUCAGCGCCCCUCGCUGCAGGAGGUCGAGCAGGCUCUCAAGCAGAAGCCCUACAAGCUCAUCACACUCACCCACGUUGACACCUCCACCGGUGUCCUCUCAGACGUCAAGGGCGUCGCCCAGUUGGUCCGCCGCGUCAGCCCCGAGACCCUCGUCAUCGUCGACGGUGUCUGCUCCGUCGGCUCAGAGGAGAUCGCCUUCGACGAGUGGGACCUCGAUGCCGUCGUGACCGCCUCCCAGAAGGCCAUCGGCUGCCCUCCCGGUCUCAGCAUCGUCAUGACCUCCGGCCGCGCCAUCAAGGUCUCUCAGAACCGCAAGACCCCCGCCAGCUCCUACUACGCCUCCAUCGCCAAGUGGCUCCCCAUCAUGGUGAACUACGAGAACAACAAGCCCUCCUACUUCGCCACCCCUCCCACUCAGCUCGUCCACGCCCUGCACACCACCCUCACCCAGAUCACCGCAGAUGUUCCCGGCCGCUUCGCCCAGCACACUCAGGUCUCCGACAAGGUCAAGGCCGCCGUUGCCGACCUCGGUCUCAAGCAGGUCGCUGCCAGCCCUGAUUCUCAGGCCCACGGCAUGACUGCCAUCUACCUCCCCGAGGGUCUGACUCCUCCCGAUGUCCUGCCUGGUCUGCUGAAGCGUGGUGUCAUCUUUGCAGCUGGUCUGCACAAGGACAUCGCCACCAAGUACAUUCGUUUCGGUCACAUGGGUGUCAGUGUCACCGACCCCAAGCGCAAUGAUAUCGACCAUGCCAUCGCGUCCCUCAAGGAGGCUCUCGCUGAGGCUAAGCAGGCCAAGGGCCUGUAA
Molecule: messenger RNA, 1158 nt
Organism: Penicillium brevicompactum
Lineage: Eukaryota; Fungi; Ascomycota; Eurotiomycetes; Eurotiales; Aspergillaceae
Product: alanine--glyoxylate transaminase
Exons: 2
Coding region: 1-1158 (385 amino acids)
Cellular component (GO): peroxisome
Molecular function (GO): L-serine:pyruvate transaminase activity; L-alanine:glyoxylate transaminase activity
Source: RefSeq, a predicted model, not a curated record